This is a messenger RNA of Aspergillus saccharolyticus JOP 1030-1, 786 nucleotides long. RefSeq lists its product as uncharacterized. NCBI's taxonomy places the organism in Eukaryota, Fungi, Ascomycota, Eurotiomycetes, Eurotiales, Aspergillaceae. The record is from RefSeq and is a predicted model, not a curated record. The transcript has a single exon. Bases 1 to 786 code for a protein of 261 amino acids.
AUGAAGCUUCUCGGGUGGAUCUCGGUCGCAUUCUUCGCCUCGACAGCUUUAUCACUAGAUACGGCGGCCCCCUCUGUCGAGACCUUGCCAUUUUCGCAGCCCAAUGUUGCAGAGUCUCGAAGGAGAGCAUUCGAGGUGUUACAAAUCUUGAGGAAGCGGGACGACAACUGCCCCUCCGGAUAUGACGCUUGUUCCAAGCUGGGCCAUUCCGAUCUCUGCUGCAAGGACAAUACAAUCUGUACUCGUGAUGAUGCCAACAAUAUUGCGUGUUGCCCGACCGGAGCCAGCUGCACGGGAACGCUUUCUGCAACCGGGACCGGAGUAGUCGUGGUCGGAGAUUCUACCAGCAGCUUCCGAUUCCCUCAGACAGCGAGCGCUACGCAAACUACCGCCGGACCGACCAGUGUCACUCUCACGGGCUCAACGCUUGCAGCCGCCUAUCCGUUCGUCGUCAUUCCGACCUCGUUCGCCAAUGCUCAGGCCUGCACAUCUUAUUAUUCUCUAUGUCAGAGCGAAUAUACCGGCUGUUUAUCACAGCUCGGGGGAGGAUAUGCAGUGACAGUCGCCGUAGAUGGCGGAUCAGGAACGACUCGCGCAGGCGCUUCGGCGGCUAUAUCGACAUGUUCUAGCCUCAGUCUGGAGGCAUGUCACGGUCUGAGUCUUGGAUACUGCACGGCUUAUAGCACCGGAGUCUACGAAAACGGUGCGACAGGACCCAGACGCACUUCCAGCCUCGAGGACAUUUUCUUUGGCAUCUUCAUUGGAGUGGCCGGAAUGUUUAUUUGA